Helianthus annuus (common sunflower) is the source of this 1240-nucleotide messenger RNA. Its product is annotated as BES1/BZR1 homolog protein 4. The transcript is spliced from 3 exons. Bases 127 to 1056 code for a protein of 309 amino acids. NCBI's taxonomy places the organism in Eukaryota, Viridiplantae, Streptophyta, Magnoliopsida, Asterales, Asteraceae. Gene Ontology annotation, biological process: brassinosteroid mediated signaling pathway; DNA-templated transcription. Gene Ontology annotation, molecular function: DNA-binding transcription factor activity. The record is from RefSeq and is a predicted model, not a curated record.
UGAUAUUCAUCUACUGAAUCCCUCAACCACUCGCCGGCGCCGGCGACUUUUCUGUUUCCGAUCAUCAACAAGUAACCGACUCUCCGUUAAUCUACUAGCCGGAUAAAUAUCAUCGUUCACACAUAUAUGACGUCGGGAACACGGUUGCCGACUUGGAAGGAGAGAGAGAACAACAAGCGUAGAGAGAGACGACGGCGUGCAAUCGCCGCUAAAAUAUUCGCCGGACUUAGAGUUUAUGGAAACUACAAGCUUCCGAAGCACUGUGACAACAACGAGGUGUUGAAAGCCCUAUGUAAUGAAGCCGGCUGGAUUGUUGAAGAAGACGGAACGACUUAUCGUAAGGGCUGUAAACCUGUUACACGCGUGGAGGUUACAGGUGGAUCGGCAUCGGCCAGUCCAAAUACUUCUUACAGUUUGAACCCCAGUUCAUUAUCUUUUCCAAGCUCCAUCUCAUCUCUCUAUUCCGCUAAUGGCAACCCGGACCCUAAUUCUCUUAUACCAUGGCUAAAAAACCUUUCAUCCGGUUCUUCUCCUUCAUCCAAUUUUCCUCACCAUCUUUACACACCCGGUGGUUCAAUAAGUGCUCCCGUCACUCCUCCAUUAGCUUCACCUACUUGUCAGACACCGCGAAUGAACGACAUGGACCCCGCCUGGGUCCCACAACACUACCCGUUUUUACCGUCUUCAACCCCUCAAAGUCCAGGCCGUCAAACACCAACUGGUUCAGGAUGGCUAUCCGGGGUCCAAACGCCCCAAGAAGGACCAUCGUCGCCCACGUUUAGUCUUGUCGCAUCAAACCCGUUUGGUUUCAAGGAAGCACUUUCGGGUACUGGCUCACGAAUGUGGACCCCGGGGCAAAGCGGGACUUGCUCACCUGCCAUUACGGCUGGAGUUGACCAGACAGCAGAUGUUCCUAUGUCUGAUGCGGUUUCAUCUGAGUUUGCUUUUGGUAGUCAUAUGAAAGGUCUGGUGAAACCAUGGGAAGGUGAAAGGAUACAUGAAGAAUGUGUUUCGGAUGAUCUUGAGCUCACCCUUGGGAACCCUAGCACUAGAUGAAGAGGGCGUGGUGGAAUCUGCAAUGUAUCAUCAGCUGAUUUUCUUUCUUAAAAAGAUUUUUUUUCCCAGAAAGAGGAGAGAAAUUCAUAGUAAAUUAUAGGUGAUAGUUCUUGUGUGAUGGUAUCUCUUUAUUUAAGUAUUUUUCUAUUUUAUAUUUUUUCUAAUUUAUUUAUUUUUGUUCCCA